Molecule: messenger RNA, 2058 nt
Organism: Pistacia vera
Lineage: Eukaryota; Viridiplantae; Streptophyta; Magnoliopsida; Sapindales; Anacardiaceae
Product: protein CLP1 homolog
Exons: 12
Coding region: 531-1862 (443 amino acids)
Biological process (GO): tRNA splicing, via endonucleolytic cleavage and ligation
Cellular component (GO): nucleus; mRNA cleavage factor complex
Molecular function (GO): polynucleotide 5'-hydroxyl-kinase activity
Source: RefSeq, a predicted model, not a curated record
CGCUUCAUUUCCCUUAUUUGCUAUGUUCUUUCCUUCAUUUCUCGGUUAACUUGCUCCAAAGUUUCUGUCUUUUUCCAAAUAAGUUCCGUCGGUUGUUUCAGUUCUAGCCUAGAAAAAAGUUGAUUAAAGCUUCAAUUUUGUGCUAAAUUAUGCUCUCUUUAGCAUCUUAAUUGUCUCUCUAUUUCUUUCACCUCUCUGGUGCCCUGAGCUUUCGCUUUCGACCAUCAAGCCGUGAUGUCACUGGUUUAUAUCUUUGGAAGACCUAAAUGGGAUAUUGUAUUUCUACCUUUGAGUUUGUCCCUCGGGAUUUCUUGGUUAUUGGAUAGAAAAGUAAGUUUGUUGAUCUUUGGGGAGUGAUAUGGGUGAUUUAUGCGUUUGACAAAGCUUUUGAACUUAAAGAAUGAAUAAUUUUAAAGAAGGGUAAGGCAUAUUAGCUGUUGACGCAGUUCCAUUUUGAUCUCAGAGAAAAUAGGUUUAUCUCUGUGCAAAAUAUAAAGACAUUGGUGAAAGUUACACACACUAGAGUAGACAUGGCUUAUGGUGGAGCACCAGCGGCAAUGACUGGCAUAGGUUCUGCUUCAGCUUCAACAGUCAGGCAAGUGAAACUGGACAGAGAGAGUGAGCUGAGAAUUGAAGUCAGUAAUGAGACACCUCUGCGCCUUCGGGUUCUUAAUGGCAAUGCCGAGAUUUUUGGAACUGAAUUACCUCCAGAAAUCUGGCUCAGCUUCCCCCCACGUCUUAAAUUUGCCGUUUUUACUUGGUAUGGAGCCACAAUUGAAAUGGAUGGCACUACUGAAACUGAGUAUACGGCAGAUGAGACUCCCAUGGUCAGUUAUGUAAAUGUACAUGCUGUACUGGAAGGACGAAGAAACCACGCCAAAGCAUCUGCAUCAAAGGGCUCAGAUACCUCUCAGGUGCAUGGCCCUAGGGUAAUUGUUGUAGGACCGACAGAUUCUGGCAAGAGCACUUUGUCAAGGAUGCUUCUUAGUUGGGCUGCUAAACAGGGUUGGAAACCUACAUAUGUGGACCUGGAUAUUGGCCAAGGAUCAAUAACAGUUCCUGGAAGCAUUGCUGCUACCCCAAUUGAACUGCCCAUUGAUUCGAUUGAAGGAAUUCCUCUUGAAAUGGCCCUUGUUUACUUCUUUGGGCACACCACUCCUAGCAAUAAUCUAGAUUUGUACAAAGUACUUGUGAAAGAGCUUGCACAAAUGUUGGAGAAACAAUUUACUGGUAACGCAGAAUCUCAAGCAGCAGGCAUGGUAAUCAAUACCAUGGGUUGGAUAGAAGGUGUUGGCUAUGAGCUAAUACUUCAUGCAAUUGAUACAUUUAAUGCCAAUGUUGUCCUGGUAUUGGGUCAGGAAAAACUUUUCAGCAUGCUAAGAGAUGUAUUAAAAAACAAGCCUAAUGUGGAUGUCGUGAAACUUCAAAAGUCAGGUGGUGUUGUGUCCAGGAAUGCAAAAGUUCGACAGAAGGCCCGAAGUUAUAGGAUACGGGAAUACUUUUACGGCCUAACAAACGAUUUCUCCCCACAUGCUAAUGUUGCAAAUAUUAGUGAUUUGCAUGUCUAUCGGAUUGGUGGUGGACCACAGGCACCAAGAUCAGCUCUACCAAUUGGGGCUGACCCUGUCGCCAACCCUCUGAGAUUAGUGCCUGUGAAUGUUGACCAGGAUUUGCUCCAUUUACUUCUUGCUGUUUCAUAUGCCAAAGAACCUGAUGAAAUUAUAUCAAGCAAUGUUGCUGGGUUUAUCUAUAUUACAGAUGUUGACACUAGGAGGAAGACAGUUACAUAUCUUGGACCAUCAGCAGGGAUCCUUCCGAGCAAAUAUCUCAUCUUGGGAACUUUGACAUGGCUCGAAACAUGAAGCGUUCAGAACAAAUUUGGACAUGGCCUGAUUAUAUAAACCACUCAAAGCACAAUUCUCUUUUUCAUUACGAAAUGCUAAUUGUUCUGGUUGAGUGAAUGCAAAGGAGUAUAACAGAGCUAUUUCAAUCACCCUCACAGAGUCAGAGCUUCUUGUGGCUUUUGCAUGUAACCUUAUGCAAAGAUGACUAGAACUU